Messenger RNA from Falco peregrinus (peregrine falcon), 4727 nucleotides. RefSeq names its product paired related homeobox 1 (gene PRRX1). The coding region runs from base 325 to 1062 and encodes 245 amino acids. The record is from RefSeq and is a predicted model, not a curated record. Gene Ontology annotation, molecular function: DNA-binding transcription factor activity, RNA polymerase II-specific; DNA binding. The transcript is spliced from 4 exons. Lineage: Eukaryota; Metazoa; Chordata; Aves; Falconiformes; Falconidae. Gene Ontology annotation, biological process: regulation of DNA-templated transcription.
AGCGGGGGCGGAGGGACGGGGCGCACCCGCCCCAGCGGCCCCACAGCCACCCUGCGCCUCCCGGCCGGCGGCAGCUCCCCGCGCCGCCGCCCCGGCGCCCCGAGCCGGCCGCCGCCUCCUCCUCUCCCCUCCGGCAUGUUUUAAGCCCGGCUCUGACCGUUCCCCUUCGGGCUUCCCCUCCCGCCGCCGUCGGGUCCCGUCCCGUUCCCCCCCCCCCCCCCUGCGGUCCUUGCGCAUCCCCCCCUCGAAGGGCCGGCGGCUGGGGGGGAGCGGGGGCGGUGGGCGCCCGGGGGGGGCGAGGGCAGAAAAGCCCCGCUCGACACCAUGGCGUCCAGCUAUGCCCACGCCAUGGAGAGGCAGGCCCUGCUGCCCGCCCGCCUCGACGGCCCCGCCGGCCUGGACAAUUUACAAGCCAAGAAGAACUUCUCCGUGAGUCACCUGCUGGACCUGGAGGAGGCGGGUGACAUGGUGGCCGCCCAGGCGGACGAGGGAGGCGGAGAGCCCGGUCGGAGCUUGUUGGAGUCCCCCGGCUUGACCAGCGGCAGCGACACCCCGCAGCAGGACAAUGAUCAGCUGAACUCAGAAGAAAAGAAGAAAAGAAAGCAGAGAAGGAACAGGACUACCUUCAACAGCAGCCAGCUCCAGGCACUAGAGAGGGUCUUUGAGAGGACACACUACCCCGAUGCCUUUGUACGGGAAGACCUUGCACGCAGAGUCAACCUCACUGAAGCCCGAGUUCAGGUGUGGUUCCAGAACCGGAGAGCCAAGUUUCGCCGGAACGAGAGGGCGAUGCUGGCCAGCAAGAAUGCCUCUCUGCUCAAAUCCUACUCAGGGGACGUGACCGCAGUGGAGCAGCCCAUAGUACCUCGCCCAGCUCCGAGACCCACCGACUAUCUCUCCUGGGGUACUGCCUCGCCUUACAGCGCCAUGGCCACCUACUCUGCCACGUGUACCAACACCAGCCCAGCGCAGGGCAUGAAUAUGGCCAACAGUAUUGCCAACCUGAGACUGAAGGCAAAAGAAUAUAGUUUACAGAGGAAUCAAGUGCCCACAGUCAAUUAACGACUGGAGGCAGCUGCCUUGCAGAAGGAGAAAAUACAACAGCACCCGUCCUGCUUCGCAACUUGUUUGUGCUGAAAGAAAAGAAAAAAAAAAACCAAAAAAAAACCAAACAAAAAAAAACACACACAAAAAAAAAAAAAAAAAAAAAAAAAAAGAAGAAAAAAAGCCAACCCUAAUCCAGAACUGAACAUGGGGACCAAACUGGGAGCAAACUGAACCGCUCGUGAGUGACAAGGUUCCUCCUUCCUUUUGGGAUAAUGCCACCAUUUUUUUUUCUUGUUAUUGUCAGGUUUAUUGCUUCUGCUCAAUAUACUACGAGCUUCUUCAGUAAAGGACAGUCUCACCCUUGUUGGGUUUCCAUUUUUGUAUGGGACUGCAAAAAGAAACCUCUGCCGAUCUCAGCCUGAGGACGUGUCCCACCUACCAUCAUGCUGAGAUGCAAAGCUUGCUCCUCUCCCCGCUGCCCCUGCUCACCCUAGAAGAAGAAGUUGUUUGGUCACCGCUUUCCGUUGUAUCCACCUGACCCUUUGUCCCUCCAGUCCCUUGUGCCACAGAGGCAGCGCCGUUACUGCUAGUCCAUGAGAAGCCCGUUAAUGCAACGCGAUGGGGUCAUCCUGCUGGGGUUGCCUCUUACCAGUCCGAGAUGUGAGGAAGACCACCUUGGGCUUCGCAGCGCUUCAUUGCUUUCUUGAGUAUUCCUGGCACUGCUGCCUCGAAAAGCCAAAGAAGAGAGAAAAGCCAACGUGGGUGUGUGAGCAGGGGAGGCGUAGUUGGGGGGGGUGGGGGGGGGUGUCGCUCUGUAGUGCCAAGAAUAGGACUGUUAGGACACUCCUUUCCAUGCCUUACUGUUUGCGCCACAGGGAAAGGCGUUGUCCAGAUGCAUUUGUUUUAUAUAUACUGUAUAUAUUUAUAUAUAUAAGAUAAUACAUGCAAGCUUGGUUGGUGUUUUUUAUUAAACAAAAUAAAAUCCAUUGAAAAUGUUUGGGAUGUUUGUGCUGCAUCCAGGUUCCUGGAGCCGUGCGUUGAAAUUGCAGCCACAGCCUCUCUCACCCUUGUCAGGGCUUUUCCCAGUAGCCUCCAGCAAGGCUUGAAGUGGCCAGCUCGCACCUUCCCGAGAGGAGCCCCAAAGAAGUGGCACUGGAGGGAGCCAGGCUCCUUUGCAGAUUUUCCCCAUGGGCAUUUGCAGCUUCAUAGAGUGAGACGAGAAUCUCCUCCCCAGUCAGAUAGGUUCAUGUGGCUCUUGGGAACACACGAGGACAUCACCAAGGAAAGUCUCUGCCGGCCCCUCUGAAGACAGGUAGUGUCCCAGCAGGAGCAUCUCACACAAAGACUGUAUCUCCCCCCAGGUCCCAUAAAACUGCCCGAUGAGACUUGUCAUGUCACUUUAACCACUCUCCUGCGCUCUCCCUCCCUGCUGCCCUCCCCCUGGGGUCUGGAGAGCUGAUUAGGACCUAAUUGCCUUUUAUCCAUGAAGAGCAGAGGAGAUACAACCCAAAAGAGGUUUCUUCUAUGUAAGCAUCCUGAGGAAAUAAGGAUCUUUCAUGUUGCUGAUGAUGCCUGCCUCUUUCAAAUGUGGGGGGAGGAGGGGGCUUGUUUAUGGCAAAUAGUGUUUGCACAGGAGAUCUGCCCAAACCGAGUGGGACUUUGCCAUGGAAUAGUCCCACUGAAGGUAGCGGAACUACUCCGUGGUCCAGGCUGGACCAUAAGGGAAGGAGAGCAAAGCUCAGUUACAAGCUGGAUACUUCUGGUACAGUGGGUUAGGUCUCCUCCUUGGUGUUUGCUGCAGACACGCUGGGCACAUGUAGAUGUCUGACAGCGGGCUUUGCUAGUCUAAAGCGGUGUUGUGCAGGAAAAGAGAAAUGGAUCUCUUUACAGUGAAGGUGAAAAUUAAACUGGCAGAGGAGGAAUGGAAAUCCAGCCAAAGUAUUUGAGCUAACACUGGGGAAAAAGCCUCAAAUCCAAACUGGUGUAAGUUGUGCUUGUGAUUGUGUGUGUUGCUGCAGGAAUUCUUUUUCUCCCUGUAUGGAUAUUUUUGAGGCGGGGGGGAGGAAAAAAAAAAAAAAGGAAAUCUAAUUGUGACCAGGACAAAAAGCUAAAAGUCGCAGAUUAUGCUUGUGGACAGAACACCAGCAGGGGAAGUGAGGCUGGACAAGCACCAUGUUUUAAAAAAUCCGUAACAUUCUGUUUGAUCCCCUUUUUUUGGCCUUUCCUUCAGUAGUCUGGAGAAGCUAACGUCUCGAAACCAAAAUAUUUCUGUCAUGAGUAGUGUGGUUCCAGCUCCUAGAGCCAAGCGAUCACAUUGGAAAUCUCAGCCUUCACUUAGAAACUCACCCUUGGUUCCUGUGCCUAUGCAAACAGAAACUGUUGAAGAACAUGUCCUGCACAACCAGAAAGAAAAAGGACCCAGUGCAAUGUAACUUUACUCAGAGGGUGAACCGGUCAUUGCGUGCCUUAGCCCAGUGCUCUCCCCUCUCCUUGCCUUGCUGCCCUCCUCCACGAUCCAUCAAUGUCCCAGCAGCACCAGCAGCCUGAACAAACUCCCCCGUGGCGGCCUGGGGCUGCCCCAGUGGCCACCCUGCAGGUUUCAGCUGUUUCCUUCAGCAUCUUGGUGGUCUGUGGCUUCCCCCCAGUCUUUUCUCACCUUUUCUGCGGUAGAAAAAUCACCUUGAGCCACUUCCUUUGGUGUCUGUGUACAGGCACCCAUUUCUGAAGAUAGCAAGGGGACAGUUCAGAGAGCGUGAAGCUCCUGGUACCCCGUUAUCCAUCUGUGGACCGGGAUACCCAUCCCUAUCCCCAUACCAUGGUGUUUCCAUGAAGGGGCUCACAUAGAUGCCUGCGCAAACUCUUGUUCACCCUCCUCAUUUUCUUUGUGUGAGGAACUGAGUUGACUUGCACGGGGCUGCUCCUGCGGGAAGGUGUUGUCAGCUUUUGCACUUCCAGUUCUAGUUGGGUUUUGCCUUGGGUUGGCCUGCUCACUUGGGAUUGCCAUCACAGCUGACCAGGCUGUUCUCAGUCCAGGUGAGACCUUUACAUCACCUUUCAGCUGGGUGACAUCAAGAUGCAAACCAGAGCAUCCAAGACAAUAUUUGCUUCAUUUACAUGGAUUUCCUAAAUGGAGACCAGCCGGAUGAAUUGGACAGGUUUUGUUGUUUGUUUCUUAAUUGCUGAGGGCCACAGCCAACAGGUAGUGUUGUCCAUCAAGCCAAAGCAAAAUUUUAUGAUCCUGUAUGUUUAAUCUGUAUUUUAUUGAACCAUGUAAAUAUAUGUGCAGAUUAAGAGCCUUAUCCUGAAAGCAUGGAAUUCUCCAGGUUUUUAGUAGACUUUCAGUCGCAGCAGUAGGAAGUUGCCAUGGUUACCCUGGUUAUCACUAAGUUUGGGUACCAUUCAGGGGAGAAAAUGGUCUUGAGGCACAUUCUUCUCGCCUGCUCUGCAGGAACGCUGUUUUCUCAGCUCCCCCCCUUCUUGAUGCAGAUAUAGGUACCCGAUUUCCUCUGAGUGGGAUUUUUGAGCAUGACAGGGAUGGAUGAUUGAUGAGGCUGGUGGAGCUUGACGCAUGUAGCCACGGGAGGGGUUCCCAGAUGGACGUGUAUCCUGUAAAUUAUCUUUUGCUUUGUGAUGUAAAAUGUAAAGUGUUUGCACUAGAAUAGAAAUGAUCAUUUUCAAUA